AUGACUACUAUAAGGACCCAAUAUGCUAUUGAAUCGAUAACUUCUGAUCCUAAAUUAAUAAGAGCAUGGGGGCUCAAGUCUGUGAAAGCCAUUGCAUUAGAAUGUGUAGAAUCUAGACCAUCUGCAAAAUAUAAACACUCAGUUGAAAAAGAUAAAGCAAAAUUAAAGAAAGAAGAGGGUAUAGAAAAUCAGAAAAGGGCCAUAGAUAUAAUAUGGAGUUCAACUUUAUUUAAAAUUAGAAAAAUUGUUGUAACAAAGAACAAACUAGUUCUAUAUUAUCUUGAUGAAGAAUAUGCUCCUUCUCGCAGGUUUGUGCAAGAAGAACUUAUGUUAAUAGUUAAUUCAGAAAAGGUUGAGUACCCACUCCAGAAUAUAUUAUCUGUACAUUUCGUUUAUGCUUCUAAUAACGAGAUAGCUCAAGUUGAAGAUUUUGCCAAAAGCAUAAUAGCCAAUGUCUUGGGAAAACUGAGUGAAUAA
This is a messenger RNA of Cetraspora pellucida, 477 nucleotides long. The record is from the annotation of a GenBank genome assembly. Lineage: Eukaryota; Fungi; Glomeromycota; Glomeromycetes; Diversisporales; Gigasporaceae.